AUGAAGAAUUUGACAAUAGUGACCGCAGAUACCACUGUGUCAAUUUUAAACAUCACAUUCACUUGGAGAUACUGGAUAUCUUCGCUAACCAGAUUAUCAGGAUUUUACUGGGACACUGACCGCGAAACGGGAGGAGUUUCCCAGCGACAGAAUGACAAGCUGCCGUGCAGAUUUGUUGUUCACGUAGAGGGCAUGGAAAUUUUCACAUAUAACAAGACGGCUGCAUACGAUGGUAUAAUGGAUAUUUUGAGUGGAAAAACGAACAAAGAGAAGGAGACUCUGGAAAAACACCACAACCAGCAAAAGACUGAAGACAACAACGAACCAGAGAGGAAAUCGAGCUCCUUUUCUGUCAACUCUGACUUGCGUGGUCAAAGUGACGAGAAAGUGCUGAGCGAAACGCAGAGCGAACCAUCAGAGGCUUCUAAUGAACGGGAGAAACGGACGAUUCCUCUUUUGCUACAAAUUUUGCCCAUUGAUUUCAGGAUAAAGAAAGGUGCGUUUGUGGUUGGAAACGUGACUACACCAUCUAUUUUGAUGGCAUCAUUUAAGUAUGGAAGAGGGUUGUUGGACAUUACUAAAGCGCCAAACCCGGCGGACCAUUAUAGACUUUUGAACGACUUUCAGUUUGAUGAUUUUCAAAUCUGGAUUAGACCAAACAUUGGAUUUGAAAAAUAUAGGUAUGGGAGGGAAGAUCAUGAGAAAGUUGGUGCAAACGGCGGAAGAUUGGAAAACUUGCGCGAUAUCAAGUCAUACAAGCUUUGGUACAAGUUUUUAAUUGCAAGCAAACGAAUUGGCCGGAAAGUUCAAGAGAAAGUUUUUAAGAAAUAUCCUUCAAACGAGUAUAGCCCGAAUGAGCAGCUUGACUGGAAAGGGUUGCGAAGGUAUGUGGGCGACUCAGAGGAUCCGAUAAUGGCAGCGCUCAUCACUAGUGAUGAACAAUAUGCAAAAUACAGUUUGGUUCUCGACUCAACUCUGACUAGGUUUGUUUAUUUUUACGACUCACCAGGAAUACAAUCCUCAAGUCCGCGAUGUUUGGAGGGAGAUGCACCGGAGCUGGGUCUAGAAAUUGAAAUCUCUUUUGGCACAAUUCAUUACGGCCCUUGGGCCGAUAGACAAAGGAUCCCGCUUCAAAAUAUGCUAUUUCCGUCACUCGCAAGAGAUUCGCGUCCUACAGCGGACUUUUUAAAGACUGGCGUGAAAAGAGACUAUGAAGGAUUCAAGGUGACUGUUAUAGUAAGAGACGAAUUAGUAGUUCGUAUACCCACGAGGGAAGCUAGCAAAGACAAGGAGUUUUUGAAACUAAAUCCGAAUCAGCAACUUAAUCAAAAGACCACGCGACCUUUUGGAUGGCUCGAACUCAAAGUUGCCGAAGGCUCAAAUAUGGGACUGUUUACUUCCUUUGUAUCGAAUUUGGAGAAGGGGUUUCCAAAUAAACUUAAAGUGAACCUUAGUAACCCAGAAAUAAGGACCUCGGUCAAUCAUGAUAUGUUGUACUCUGCGGAUUCACACGAAAUAAAUGCCGACAUUGCCCUUCCGUUGCAAUGGAAUGGUAAGUGUACGUGGUCCUUCAACCAAAUCAGUUUGAACCCUCGUCUUUUUUUACUAAGAGAACAUCUUUUCUUGUUGUCGGAUCUAUUCACUGACUUUGCUUCGGGAGAGCCACAACCGUACGAAUAUUUCAGACCGUUUUUGUACAGAAUAAAUUGGAAGUUGGUCAACUACGAGCUAUUUUUGAAUGUGAAUGAUUCAAACAUCAUUAAUAACCCCUUGGAUUUCAACAAUAACAAGUAUUUAUCACUUCAAGGAGAGGAGCUUAAUGUGAAUGCGUCAUUGCCAUUGAAUGGAACCAGCACCAAAAAAACCACCAUUUCGUAUUCUUUGGACACACCUCACUUUGAUUUAAUCCUCGAUACUCCUCCGUGGCACACAGUGAACACCUUUUUAAAAGGGUCUAAUGUCGUUGGAAAGAGUGGCCCAUUUCUGAUUCUGGGUGACUACACAUUCUACAGCGCCGUUGAGGUAAACACGUCAAACUGUAUUGAGAUUGAUUGUUUUAGUGAAGAUUUGUCGUUGAAGUUUUAUGGGUUUGUGAUACGUUAUUUGUUCACAGUGAAGGACAACUAUUUUGGGGAACAUGUCCAUUUCAAAACGUUUGAGGAGUAUAACUAUGGUGGUAGUGUGGGGUCAGAAUCUGUGAAUGAAUCACAAUCCCAAGGUGACUCGACAGCAGACGAUAAAGAUUUUUGGAAGAUGAUCAAGACUGAAAAUGAUGUCGAUGUACUUGUUAAGUUUCAAGUUCGUAAUGGUCUCAUGUUUCUUCCACGUAAUUUGUACAGCUGUUCUAGUCAUAUUGCACUACACUUUGAUACUUUGGAUGUUGACAUGCGGUUUUGCAACUACUAUAUGGAUAUGCAAGUUGAUUUUGGUCCCAUCUCUGGAGUCAUGAAUUCCGCAGAUGAAGAGGCGGCAGAUAUGAUGGAUGUUUCAAAAUAUUUUGGCAAGCAUUUGAUGGAUGGUGUUGAUAUGCAAGUGGAUGGAUUUACAGUUCAUUCGCAUAGAAUGUUCAGUGCUCCCCCCGAAGAGAUUACAUUUUGGUGCAAGUGGGAUUUUUGUUUUGGUGACUGGAUUAUUGACAGCAGUCCUUAUUUCUUGCAAUAUGUGAUGCUGGGUCUAUUGAACUUUGGUGUCGGAUUCAAGGAUCAGGCGAAUGCAUUGGAUGAGUUGUUUCCUCCCGCUUUCGAUGCUGCAAACUUUUCAAUCAGAUUCACAAAAUUCAUUUUAAAGUUGAAUCCUGAUCCAACUUCUUUUGUUGAGGUAGUGUUGGAUGACAUUUUGUUGUCUUUUAAUGAUGUACCUAACAUGCGGUACUCCAGCAAGAUGGUGGUAUCUGUGCCUGAAAUAUAUGUUAAAAUUGUCGAGAUUGAUGAUAGAGCAAAAGAGAAAAUAGUGGCGGCGAUCCACACUUCACUCGUAUUCACAAACAUAUGCCAAAAGGCUGACAUGCUUGAAUUGAGAGAAGCACGGGAGUACCAUGUGAGGGAUGGCGAUGCACCUUUCCAUAGAGCACCAUUCAUAUUAUUUGAGGAGUAUAGAGAUGCGUUUUACAAGAGGAACAAGGGCUGUCUAUUAACAAGUAUGUCUCUUCCAAAAGUUCACCUACCACUCACAGAGGCCACAAUGGAUAGAUGGUUACCACCAAAGGGUCUGGCUUCUUCCAUCAGUUCCGAUCUGUCGUCUUUCGCCACUUCAAGUGCGUUGUCGGAUGUGGAAUUACCAACUGUAAACUACCGAGACGAGGACUUUUGCCCUAAUUACUCAGUAGAUCCUGAUACCGAGUACGAUAAUUUCAUUCUUGAGAUUGGGGAUGUUAAAGGCUUUGUAAAUCCCGCUUUUUUGCCAGUGGUUUACAAAGUCGCUCAAUUAUAUGAGGACCUCGAUUUGGAGUCUAUAAUGGACGAGGUGGGUGCCAAGACCAUAAAAGUGUUACAAAAUCUUAUGCGCUCCUCAAAGGAAGUCAAGAAUUUACGUGUUGUGAAUCGUAACACCACUAUAGGCCUCGGCGAACACAUUCUUGAUAGAGCUGAGGACUUGGAAACAUUAAACCAUGAAGGGAAUAGCAUUACACUCAAUGCUGCCGACAUAUCCUUGGUUAUGUCGAGCAGAACAGAACUCACAACUAAAUCAGGGCAAAUUGAGCUAGAGGAAAGCACUUCGAUUGCGUACCAUGUGGGCCUUUUAUCGACAAGUUUCCAGCAAGUAAAGAAACAACGAUUGGCGUUAGUUUUGAACUUACAGGAUGUUGAAGGUUGGUUGGAUAAGAGCAAAGAAUUUGCUACUGGCGCAACUCUGUAUGACUAUUUGGAUGGUGAUUUUGAUAUCGAACAGGCGCAAUGGCUAGUGGACUUUCUUGCAAAUUUUAGUCAAAGCUUCAAGAACAAAUUACAAGUGUUUGAAAACUUGCAAAGUAAGCGGGAAACACAUGCCAACUUGGUUUAUGCUUUGACCGUUGCUUCAUCAAAGUAUGCCAUUGAUAAUGACCCAGAUGUUCUUACACGCCCAGCCUAUUUCUUGCGGUUGAAAUCAGAACACAUUCGAUUUUUCGAUGGUUGGAAAGUAGUUGCACGUCUUCAACAUAUUUUACGCACUUUGCCCAAAUCGUGGAUUGAAGAAACUACAGCGCAAUUCAAAGCACACACCUACCAGCUUCCAAGUGAUGCAUUCGAGCAGGUUUUGGAUAUAUUUUCAGGAUGGAGAGCAUGGGAGGCCAACCAGCAGCAAAGGCUAUACAUGUUUAAGCGAAUUUUUGGAAAAGAGAUUCAAACCGUUGCGAAAAGGGUCGCCAAGUAUGAUUUUAUGGGAAUUUCAACAAAUAUCAAAAGUGGCAGUCGUAAGGACCCAACUUUCAUCAAUCUUGAUGAAUUUGAUAUCAGUUUCAAAAGCACGCACGAGGAGUCGGAUGGAGAGUCACCUGAAGUAGCCGAAUUGGCUGUAAAAUUGAACAAUUACGAAGGCAGAAUUACAACGGAAAUUUUCGAACUUAUCAAGAGUUUAGAUUUAGAAAGUAUCAAUAAGGAGCAAGAUUUGGGUAUAAAAGAAAAGGCUCCCAAAGAGUCAAACGCGGAGGAGUUGGACGAGGCCCAUUCAACAUUGCGCUCUGAACCUCAGGAUCAAAAGAGGUCCACAACUGUUGUGAUUGAUAUCAAGACAUUUGAACAAACAGUUUCGUUGGUGCAUACUUCGGUGGGUAUAAGAUUGGACGGUGUAUUUAGUCACGUCGAGUUGGGCAGUGUUUCAAAAGGACUGCUUUACGCGAUUGAAGCCAACGAAGUGGAUUUGAGGAGUUCAGUGGACUCGCGAGGGAUUCUAAUGCAGAAAUUUUCAGAAUUGCAUCUUUUAUUUGCGGAGUCCGACUCGGCUUUACACAUUGAUAUAGAGCUAGACUCCUCGAGGACUCUAAUAUUUGACAAAAAUGAGGAGGUCGAGAGUACACUACGCACGAUUUUGGAAAAUGACUAUCCGUAUGUGAUGGAGUUUGUGAAGCACUUCGAAAAGGGAUCGAAAGAAAAAUAUCCACAACGAAAACUGUCAAGGGCCCUUUCAGCUUCGAUGAGGAUGAACCAGAUUAUCUGGAAUUUUGGUGUUCUCCAACCCCUCUAUUUUUCGGGAGCAAUUUUGAAUUCAUCUUUCAACGCAUCUAAAGUGGAUAACGUCUUGUCGACUAAGUUAAAAGUGGAUAAACUUCGAAGCAAUUUGGUUAUCGAUCACCGCAACAUACUUGAGGUGAAUGCUGCCGAUUUUGCAGCUUCAGUUUCAAGUUGCGAGCUGGAAAAGGUUACAGCACUAACUACGAACGUGAAUUUGGGCUAUUUCAAAGUAUUGAUUCCCGAUUUCAACAGAGGAGCUCUAUUGGCCACAAAGGACAAGUCUUUACUCGAAAACAAAGUGGACAAUAUCAUGGGAUUAUUCAAGGAAAUUUCUUCAAGUGAAAAGUCUCCGUCAGAGCAAUACCAAAACCCAUCUCUUCUUUUCAAGUUGAGGUUCAAAAAUGAAUACUUUGAAGUUUCCACCAUUGUUAAAAGGGCCACUGUUAGCUUAAGUUUGGAAGGAUCGACUUUAAAUUUGAGAAAUGUUUCUGCUUCUCAACUCCUGAAUGGAUUUUUUACAAAUAGCAAGGCUCAAUUACAUGGUGAAGUUGCAUUCCCAGCCAUAAGACUUACCUUGAUGGAAAAAGGUAUUCCUAUUGGGUUGACGAAUGUUUUAGCGCUUGGAAUUUCUGCGAGACUUUUUAAUGACAUGGAUACACCAGGCGACCGUCAAAACUUGCAAGUUGAGUCGCAAUUUUUUAGAGUAUGUUUGUCCGAACCAGUGGUGUUGUCUGCAUUAACAGUGGUCGACGAGGUUAUAAAAUACCUACCUGAAUCAAAACAAACGUCGCUAAAGGCCUCGGAUUCAAUCCAGCCAGGGAAAACUCAACGAAAUACAUUUGAACUGUGGAUAUACACCAACUUCUCAGCCUUCCAAUUUUUAUUCUACGAUUUUUGCAUUGGAUGGCUAUUCAAUGAUGAGUCGAAGGAGAACCCAGGGAUUAUUUUCGGAGCCGAAAAGUUCUUUGCGGCUACGGAAGAGAGUUUAGGAAAAUUUACGUUGAUGGGCUCUUAUGUCUCUAUUGCCAAUGGGAAUCAAUCAACCAAUUUCUACAGUACAGAAUCGGAACAAGUACGGUUGAAUAGAGCUUUCCUUCCAAUGUUGCAAUUGAUAUUUAUUAUCGAGAAGCAAUCAAAAACGUCUAAACAUUUAAGAAUAACUUUACGAGGAGAUGAAGUUGAUGUGAAGUUCUUAUCGACAUCGGUUGGAAGUACGAUUCAAAAGUCAGCCAGACAAGUGUCAAGAAUUCAGAAAAUUUUGGAGCGGAGAGCUACUACGCAUCCUGUGGAAGAGAACCGGUCGAACGUGGAAAAGACAGGCAAACAACCUGGUGCUUACACGUCCUUCCAAUCAAUAGAGUUCAGCUCAACUUUUGCCGGUUCAAAAGUGUCAAUCUUUAAAUUGGAAGAUGAUGAGCAGGAUAAUACACCCGCUUUGUUUUUGCAAGCUCCUGCUUUUACGACAGCGGUCAAAUUUACAAAGAUGUCCGAUUCAAAGAGCCAGGUGAUGGGCGAGUUUGUGAUAUCGCAAUCGGAGAACGUGUUAUUACCCAGAUGUGUCCCUGUAUUUUUGGAUUUGGCACAUAGUACCAAGGAUUUGAUGCGUACCCCCAAGCCAAAUAAAGAAAAAGUGGAUGAGAAUCCAAGCAACACAAACUUUAUUGAAAGUUUGCUUCAAGAGAUGGAUAUUCAUUUUGGACUUCGGAUUGACAAACAGUUCCUUACUCUCAGUUGCGAGCCUACAGCAAAAGUUGCGGCUGUUGUUGGACUAGAAGGUAUCCAGGUUCAAUUGAAUACAGACAAGGGAAGGGAUUCAAGUUUUACAUUGUCAUUGCUUUUGGACUGGGUUUCAGCUUCAUUGCAACACGUGUACUCAAGGGAAAUAAGUGCCUCGAUGAAGGUGGAAAAAGUGCUAUUACUGAGUAACUUCAAGUUUGGAGAAAAAAGUCAAAAUGUCACCUCGGGGUGCAUGACCACAGUAGAUGGGUAUAUCAAUGUGAAGCAGUAUCAAGAUGUUGACUUGUUUAAAGAUAUUUGGUUUCCGAAAAAGUUGUUUCAAAUGUAUGCAACGGAGAGUGAAGGGCAUGCAGACCACGACGACAACCAGGAUCAGGCUGCUGUUUCUGAAUUGGCCCAAGACAAGAGUAUUUCAUCCAAAUUCAAAGAAGUGUCUUCCACUUAUGCGUUCCCCUGGAUAGUUCUUUUCGUGGCAAACGCGAUUAAUCUUCAAGUGGACUUGGGUCAAUCCUUGGGGGUUUUGAACUUGGCAAUUGAAAAUUUCUGGGCAGUGUCGAAAAAGAGUCUUGAUUGGUCUCAGGAUUUGAAAGCUGGAAUUAGUACUGUGAGGUUGACUUCCGAGGGCCGGUUGGGUGGUUUCUUAACAGUGAGUGAUAUCAAUUUGCACACAGCCAUUAGUUGGAAACUCAAGGACGGUAUUACUCUUGAUGUGCCUUUGAUUUUGUUGUCAGGAGGAAUCAACAGGCUUGUUGCAAAAAUAGCCUUUGAUUACAACGUUGUGGCAAUUGCUAAUGUGGAAUGUUUUUCUAUGGAUAUUUAUAACCGGAAGGGGGCAGUUGCUUUAGCUAAAGAUCACUUAUUUGUUACUACAAAGUUCAACGUUGCCGAGCUCUACAUGACUUCAUUAACGACAUCCAACUUUGUUGAUAUAAGCAACACCAUAUCACGUAUGAUCCAGGAUAAUCGAAGAUCGUACAAGGAAACAUUGAGGGAUUCGAGUAGAGACGAUGUUGUUAAUAAAAAAAUGCCACCAAAGUUGUCUUCAACUGAUGCCAUCCUCAAAACAAUAAAGAAAUUGCAGACAAAAAUCCACGUUUCGGCUGGGAAGUUAUUGGUUCAUGUAUACCCUUCGUCGAUGGAUAAUUCCAAAGUGUUGGUGAUAAACUUGGAUGAAUCGAGAAUCAAGUUUCAGCAAAAUGAGUACAGUCACGGAGUGGCAAAUGAUAUGGAUGUAAAGUUUAACGAUUUGAAAGUUUCCUUAUCUACUGUUCCUGCCGUGGAUGAAUCUUUUAUUGAAAAGUGUACUGUUGAUGAGUUUGUUGAAGUAGCGCACAGGGCUAAAGGUGGAAGUAUAUUUGUGUUUCCGUCGUUUAGAAUAUCCAUGCGGACUUUCCAAAAGGAUGGAACCAAUGUCAUUGAAUACUACUACCAGUCCACAUUCAGUGGAACUGUUGACAUAAGGUGGAAUUUAGGGUCAGUCAAUUUUAUCCGAGAAAUGUUCUCAAUACAUUCGAAUGCAUUGGCUUCUCGAUUGGAGUAUCGACACAAGAUGAGAACGCUUGAUGAUAUUGAGAAUUCAAAGUCUAUCUUGAAACAGCAAUUGAAUGACGAGGAUCCGACAAAGGAUAUCGAUGAAGCAAUUCAAGGCAGACUCGAAAAAGCUGAAAACAUGUCAAAAUUCCAAUAUGUUGCCUUGGCACCGCCAAUUAUUGAAGCCCCGCAACUUAAAGAGUUGGGAAACGCCACCCCACCAUUGGAGUGGUUUGGAUUGCAUAGAGACAAAUUUCCCAACUUUACACACGAAUUGGCUAUUGUGAACUUGCAAAAGUUGGUUCAUGAGAUUGAGGUGCGGUAUUCCAAAACCUUGGGAAAAGCUUAA
Messenger RNA from Lodderomyces theae, 8763 nucleotides. RefSeq lists its product as uncharacterized. Gene Ontology annotation, biological process: fermentation. The transcript has a single exon. Lineage: Eukaryota; Fungi; Ascomycota; Pichiomycetes; Serinales; Debaryomycetaceae. Gene Ontology annotation, cellular component: membrane. Bases 1 to 8763 code for a protein of 2920 amino acids. The record is from RefSeq and is a predicted model, not a curated record.